Messenger RNA from Cantharellus anzutake, 1419 nucleotides. RefSeq lists its product as uncharacterized. NCBI's taxonomy places the organism in Eukaryota, Fungi, Basidiomycota, Agaricomycetes, Cantharellales, Hydnaceae. Bases 51 to 1049 code for a protein of 332 amino acids. Gene Ontology annotation, molecular function: 1-acylglycerol-3-phosphate O-acyltransferase activity. The record is from RefSeq and is a predicted model, not a curated record. Gene Ontology annotation, cellular component: membrane; endoplasmic reticulum. The transcript has 4 exons. Gene Ontology annotation, biological process: phosphatidic acid biosynthetic process.
UCGUGCACUUUUGGAAACCUCCUUUUCUAAUUUUUUUCAUCGACUACGCGAUGAGCGUCUUCGGUGCUCUUAUGACCUUUGCAGCUCGUCUUGCUUACCUCUCGCUCCCAGUAUACCUCCUUAGACUUGCCGCGGACCGGAACCCAUUGACUCAAUACUAUUUCCGUUUGGUGCUCUAUGUCUCGACGCUUAGCGUUUGCUCUAUUUGUGGCGCCAUCAUAUCGAUAAUUAUGACCCUGAUUGGAAGGAGAUACGAUAUCAACUACGUGACAGCUAGAAUGUUCUACAACGUUGCGAGUGUAGUGAUGGGGAUCAAGUGCACCGUUGAGGGCGAGGAACACUUGGCAAAGGGACCAUAUGUCAUGAUGGGCAAUCAUCAGUCCAUGUUGGAUAUCAUCGUCCUUGGGAGGAUAUUUCCACGUCGGGCAUCGAUAAUGGUGAAGAAGGAACUACAGUUUGCACCCUUCUUAGGCCAAUACGUGUAUUUGUCUGGUGCCGUAUUUGUGGAUAGGAAGAAUAAUAAGGAUGCCGUCGCCGCACUUGCCGCAGCUGGAGCAGAAGUGAGAAGGAAGAACGUAUCGUUGUGGAUCUUCCCGGAAGGCACUCGACAUAUAUCGAAGGAGAGUGAUUUGUUACCUUUCAAGAAAGGGGGAUUCCAUCUUGCCGUCCGAGCGGGUGUCCCCAUCAUUCCUGUUAUAUGCCAAAACUACUGGUCGAUAUACCACAAGGGAGUGUUGACGGAUGGGAACUUGAAGAUCAAAGUGCUUAAACCCAUACCUACGGCACACCUGACGAUUGAGGAUAUUCCCAACUUGGUCACUCAAACAAGGGAGGCAAUGAUUGCAGCUCUGCGGGAGAUCUCAGAUGGGGAGCCGAUUGCCGCUUCAGGAACAACCAAGGUCAUGGAGAUGAGGAGCCAAGUCCAGGAGGAAGUGAAAUCUUCGGUGGUACCACCUAGUCCUGUAACGGGGACGGGUUCAUUUACGGAAGGGAGUAUUACUGGUACAGAGACGAGCGAGGAUGAUGGGGUUUUGGUGGACAAGCCAUGAAUAUGGAAAUUGGAUUUGUGGUGCAUCAUCAUCAUGUUUGCGUAAUGUGGCGAGUCUGAUUGUCUAAAGAGGUGAAAUAAGUAAAUAUGUAUUGGAUGGGAUCAGGAUUCCAUCAUUGCUAUCGCAGUGCGGUAGUGAUAGUUUUUAGCAUGGAAAGGUGGGUGGGGUUGGUGGGGAAGAUGCAUGGCCAAUAGUCUCGUUGGGUGCAUGUAUCAAGUCGACCACACUGGCAUGGCAAUGACGCUCAGCAUAUGUUGAGUGAUCGGCCGGCAGGAUCUCGGGCUAGGGAAUGUAGUAAGUAUGUCUGGACUUUCCCUUUGAGUGAUAGUGUAUCUUUUGCACGUUGGAGAGAGGUAAUUAUCAACCUGCA